AUGAUUGAAGGUACAGAAAGUAUUCCACCACCGAUUCCUAUGACGGAAGAAGAGGUACAUCAACGUGUUUUGAAGGCAAUCAAAGAAUGGGAUCGUUUUCCACAAGACCGCGUUUCAAAACUUGAAUUGGAUGCUCGAUUUGUUGAAGAUCUUAGUUUUGAUUCUCUUGAUUUGGUUGAAAUUGUUAUGUCUUUGGAAGAUGAAUUUGGAUUUGAAAUCUCUAUUGAGGAUUCUGAAAAAUUCAAAACGCCAAGAGAUGCUGCAACUUACAUUAUUGAUCAUGAAGGAGUUAACGAGGAUGAGGAAUUUUAG
Messenger RNA from Meloidogyne enterolobii, 312 nucleotides. The record is from the annotation of a GenBank genome assembly. Lineage: Eukaryota; Metazoa; Nematoda; Chromadorea; Rhabditida; Meloidogynidae.